This is a messenger RNA of Sardina pilchardus (European sardine), 3763 nucleotides long. RefSeq lists its product as uncharacterized. Gene Ontology annotation, biological process: protein phosphorylation. Gene Ontology annotation, molecular function: protein kinase activity. Bases 255 to 2507 code for a protein of 750 amino acids. NCBI's taxonomy places the organism in Eukaryota, Metazoa, Chordata, Actinopteri, Clupeiformes, Clupeidae. The transcript has 6 exons. The record is from RefSeq and is a predicted model, not a curated record.
ACGAGCUGGCAGAGAGUGAGCCUCACCCCACGGCACAGCAGAAAUUUGAAGAGGAUUUUAACGACGAAAGACAACGACACACUGACCACGCCGAGGUGGAGGGAAGAUCACUCUCAGUGCAGACGCCCGUAAGUCAAGACUUUACGGUCUCUGAAGGGCUACACAACUUUCUCCAGCAAGCAGACGUACAGCAAGAAGAGGAAAACAUUGAAGACCUAGACCAGGGAAAUCAUGUGGAUUUAGCUGGAGAAGCUAUGGAAGUAGAAGUUGAAAAUAUAGAGAAUCCCGGUCUGGACCUUCCUAGCUCAGUCAAGAUCAGACAUACAGACAGUGCUGAGGACAGCUGUACUAUAGUCCAGAAGUACCCAGGAUUCAACAGCAUUCUGGGAGAUAGUGAAGCAGAGGAGAAUCAAGAUUUUAACAAACUGAAGGAGAAUCACGUAGCAGACACUCUAGAUAGGAGUGAGAACCUGUGCCCUCAAACACCACACUCCAGUGAGAGUGAUUUCGGUGCUGCAGGGUUUGAAGCAGAUACAAACCGAAGCCACAUUCCUGACUCUGGUCAUAACAGUGAAUCUUUGGUCGAGAUUCAAAAUCACAGUGCUUGCAUAGAGGAUGCAGAAGACCAUGCUUGCCCACCAACUAAAAGAAAGAAGACAGGGGAUGGCGUCUUUGAAGAUGUCAGGGAAGAAAGCAGGUCUGAUUCUCCUUCAUGCCCCAGCCUCACGAACACCACUGCUCCUUGCAAGAUGCACAGUAGUGACACGCAAUGUUUAAUGUCUGAAUUGGUGUCUGAGGACAUCAUUAACUCUGCGCCUCCAUCUCUUUCACAACAUGACAAGUGCCAAAGCCCCACCAACUUCCCCAAUAUUGUGCACCACAUAGAGAUCAAGGUGAGCUCUGACAGUGAGCUUAGUGUGGACAGCACCGGUGCGGGCCUUGGUGCCAAACGGGAACAGGAACGUACAGUUUCUCCAACCGGUGAGGCGUCCGCCAGCGUCUCACCCCAAGCACCUCCAGUUGUCAACACCAUUAGCAAAGGGAUCUCAGCCAACAUCAGCAUCCUGCCUGUGCAGAGACCGGAGUCGACUGACCUGAGAGAAGAGCACAACCACAAAGAUGCGAACAGACCCAGCGAAGCUUCCCUAAACAACACCGCCAGCCUUUCCCAGAAGGACACCCACCCAGAGCCUGCGCUAGGCUCCUGCGGUGCCAUCCCUGAACUGUUGAUCUCCGAGUGGAAGGACCUGGAGGAGGAGCCCUUGGAGGAUUUUGAGAAACUGGAGCAGCUGUGCUGCAUCUCUGGAGAUGAGGAUACCCUCGGAGAUCUCUUUCUGGGGAACCUGGAGCUGCUGGAGUCUCUGAAAAAGACCCCAGAGCAAAGACUGAAAAGCAGGAGUGAGAGUGAUAAUGAGGACAUGAGCUGCUCUGAGGCAGAAAAGGCAUCAGAAGAAGAAGAUGAUUCCGGAAGACUAGAAAGGAAAAAGGAUGUUGACUGUUUGUCAGACACUUUACGAGCCAAUUCUGAGCAGCGUCUUUCCCCUGACAUUAACAGAAAGACUCUUCAGAGUACAUCAAACCACUCACCAAGUCAUGGUGGUGAGGGAGCAAAGGGCCAACGGUCACUGUCAACAAUGGCCACAAAGAAUGGCCUCAUGAUGCAGGUGUGUGAGGAGAGGUUACAGUACUCACUCAGUGAGAACGUUCAAACCAACGUCCUUUGGGGCCCCCCCAUGAUCAGCGACAGUGUCGUUCUAAAAGCGUGGACUGAUACCGCUGUUAACGAGCAGGGAGUGGAGGAGAACAACAGCACUGCAGACAAACAAACCACCAAGAGCAAAGAGAAGCCUGAGGCGCUCGAUGCAUCUUUCCUGGAGACGGAGGAUGCUGAAGCCCCAUUGGAGCCACUGACUGUUCUUGAGCAGCCUGAGAUGACUCCCUGCCCACCGGCCGCAAACCAGGCAAUGAAAGCUAAACUGGCUCGUCUCUCCCUCUCCCUGCCUCCACUCGCUCUCUCCCUCCCUCUCUCCCCCAAUCCUAAGGUAGGCUUUUGGGAAGGGGGGGAAAGCAGAGACAGAGGUGGGAGACGGAGGGGGUUACCAAUAGGAGGUGAUCCUGACGAAGACGAGGAAGAGGAGGAGCAGUAUGAUGAGACGCCCAGAAGAGUGAUUGUUGUCACAGAGACCGACGUUGAUAAGAGAGUGGGGUUGAGGAGUUUACUGAAGUCGCCACGAGAACCGGUAGACAAGGAGAACAGGGAAAGGGGAAGGAACGUGUCCUUUUUUGAUGAUGUCACAGUCUACCUCUUUGAUCAGGAAACUCCAACCAAUGAGCUGGGGUCAUGCUCCACUCCCACCAGUCCAUCAGCACCUGGAAAGCCAUUUGGUACAGGCAAGAUGAGCAAGAGCAGAGACCAUUCCACAAAAGCCAGAUCUCCCACCGGCUCCUCCCGCGUGACGUCAUCGCGUUUCACCGUUAGCCCUGCUGACGAUCCUCACUUAGUCUGAUUACAUAGUCUCUCAUGUAAGCACCGAGCUGUCAGUCAAUAGUGGAGGGGUCCUAAGUUAUUCAACACUAAACUCCUAGCGCCUCUACUGAUGCCACUACUCUGUUCUUUUUUAAAUGAGGCAGCAGAAAGACUCCUGUUGCUGAGACUGCAAGCAUCCAAGGAUUUACUGUCGGCAGGAUUUUUGACGUUUGUUGAUAUGUCUCAAUAUCCUUCAACGCCAUGUUUGAGGAACAUAUAGACAGAGAUGAAUGACCAUAUGUGUCAGUAACUCACAUUGCUGAAGAGUCUGGAGUUGGCCCAUUCUCUAAUAGUCUAACAGCUAUGCAAUGGGAGUCCUCUCGUGUACCAGCUUGUAUUUUUGAGCAUCUAACCUUUGUAUUUUAAGGCACUUUCUUUCCCCUAUUACGUGUGAGCUUGAAUUAAUCUAACUUGCAUUUGUAAAUUUGUUCUCAUGGCAGUCGGUCAUCUGUGUUGGCUUCAGCUGGAAGGGAACAUGACUAUUAAAAGUGCAGUACUCUCUGAUCAUUUGUAUAAAUUAAUGAUAGUGACUCUUACAGGUGUAUACAACCUCAUUUUAGAGCUAUUUAUUUUAGAUGAAUUCUUAGAAUGCACGCAAAGAUUAAACAUGGAUUCAUGAGUUUUAUUUGUUUAUUUAUUUAUCUGGUCAUUAAUUUAUUACUGAAUUAAUUUAUUUACAAUUUAAUUGUUUGUUUGUUUGUUUGUUUGUUUGUUUUGGUUGACUUACUCCUAAGGAUUGCAUAAUGAUGUAGAAUCACAUUAUUUUUGAGAUAUUGCAUUUGCCAAUUAAGACCUUUUUUGGUCUAUGAAUUCUCUUCAACAAAAGUACAGUAAAAUAUUUCCCCAUAUCUUUUCAAUGCUUUCACAUGUUUUACAUUAGUUGUAGCCUUUUGUAGAUGUCAGCUGUCGCUAUGUACAGUAUGUGUUUUAUUGUGUGUUUACCAUUUAUUUUUUAGUAAUGCUAUACAUUUUCUUUGCCAUAUUUUUUCAAGUAAUGUAGCUUAGCAUGACAAAAAAUGAAAUUUGCAAAUAUGAAUAUAAGUUUACUAAUCUACUCCUUCAUUUUGUACACCUCUCCAUCUAGUAGUUUAGUUACAGCAUAUGUUGAGUCUGUUUCAGCGUCAGUUUGAUAUUGUAUUGUUUGAAUAACAAAUCUCACGACACUGUAUAAAGCUGGGGAAAUAAAAACAACAUGAAAACUGUGAAACAUUUAUGGAUCUGUUUGAUGACAAUAAA